AUGUUGAAAACUGAAGCAAAUAUUGGUCGGAAAGUUGACACUCAAGAUAGGAUGAAUAAUGCGUUGACAAGUGGUGAUACAACUGAUGAGGAUAAUAACUGCUUAGAGAAACCUGAAGAAAUACUACAGACAAAUGGUGCAGCAUCUCAGGUGCUACCGGGUCCGAAAGAAUUGACGGAAAAGAAAGUUCAGAUGUCUAACGGAAAUAAAGACGGAUUCACACGUGUAAUACAUUUCAGGGAAUCUGUCCACCUCGAUAUUCCAAAGUGA
Molecule: messenger RNA, 270 nt
Organism: Loa loa (African eye worm)
Lineage: Eukaryota; Metazoa; Nematoda; Chromadorea; Rhabditida; Onchocercidae
Exons: 2
Coding region: 1-270 (89 amino acids)
Source: RefSeq, a predicted model, not a curated record